GAAAUAUUGGUAUUUUGAAUUGGUGCUUACAAGACAGACGAUUACUCUGAAGAAAGAAGUUAACUAUAGAAGUUAGAAUAAUAAGAAUAGAAAGAAUUAUAGGAGCGUUUGGAAAAUGAAAUUUUUAAAAGAGUUAGAUUCUACAUUAGUUAUAUUUUGUACAACAAUUUGUCUUGCACACUUUGUAAGAUGCAUGGAAUCAACAAAUGAUAUAGACAAUGAAAAGAUUGACAGAACUCGAAGAGAUAUUAGUGAUUUUGAAGACAUUAAAUCAAAUGAUGAUAAAAGACAAAGAGAGUUCAUAGGCAAGCGUUCAGCUGAUGAGGCUUUAGAUAUGGAUGAACUUGAUUCGGAUUCCGACGGUUACAUGUAUGAUAACAACGUUGACAAACGAUUAAGAGAAUUUAUUGGCAAACGUUCAUCACCUGAAUUUGAAACAGAAAAACGGAUGAGAGACUUUCUUGGAAAACGCGAUUUUGAUAUCGACGACAUGGAAAAACGUCAAAGGGAAUUCGUCGGGAAGCGUUCACAAUAUUACGAUAACGACGCCGAGGAUGACACAUUUGAAACUUACGACAAAAGAUUACGAGAAUUUAUUGGUAAAAGAGAUUAUAAUGACUACUCUUAUUUGGCUAAACGAUUACGGGAAUUCGUCGGUAAACGUUUAACUCCAGAAGGAUAUUAUAGAAGAUUACGUCAGCCAAGAUACCAAAGAGAAUUGAUAGGAAAACGAUCUUCACCCGCCCUUUAUGACAAUUUCAAUGAAGAUAAAAGGAUGCGAGAAUUUAUCGGCAAACGUUUAAGAGAAUUUGUAGGAAAGCGCAUGCGGGACUUUGUUGGGAAAUAAUCUAAAGAAUAUAAACUUUAGGAAAAUCACAAAUGGAUUGUUGUACUGAAGCAGCUAAGUUGUUUUCUAUGAUAAACGCUAAUAAAUAUGCCAUUUCUGAAAGUGUUAUUAUUUUGUUCUUCUGGUCUGCUGACAUUAUUGUUUUGUUAUAAUACAGUUUCUUUUUCAGUUUUUUCCGAUGAUUCUACUCAUUUCAAUUGUAUAUAAAUUUUCAUAUAUGUCAUAUCUAUGUAUUAUAAGUAUUAUAAAUAAUAACAGUAAAAUGCCGUCGCAUAAACAUUAUUUUAUUUUA
Ruditapes philippinarum (Manila clam) is the source of this 1139-nucleotide messenger RNA. RefSeq names its product protein PRQFV-amide-like. The coding region runs from base 116 to 847 and encodes 243 amino acids. The transcript has a single exon. The record is from RefSeq and is a predicted model, not a curated record. NCBI's taxonomy places the organism in Eukaryota, Metazoa, Mollusca, Bivalvia, Venerida, Veneridae.